Molecule: messenger RNA, 1726 nt
Organism: Panicum virgatum (switchgrass)
Lineage: Eukaryota; Viridiplantae; Streptophyta; Magnoliopsida; Poales; Poaceae
Product: guanine nucleotide-binding protein subunit gamma 3-like
Exons: 5
Coding region: 528-1121 (197 amino acids)
Source: RefSeq, a predicted model, not a curated record
GAGUCGCAAUACUCCCUCCCGUCUCAGUGGUGGCGGCCGGCCUGGUCGCUGCUACCAAGCUCCUUUCCGCCAAGGGCCCCCCCGUCCGGCCGUCCGUGGUAGUAUUCCGGAAAGAAGGCUUGGCGCUGUCCCUCCUCUCCAUCCAUCAUUGCCGCCCGAAACGGCAACCCGCCAUCCACCAUCCCCAGCAGCCAGAGCUAGCUAGCAGACUCUCCUCUUAUCUCCCCCGCGGCUUCCCUCCAUGUGCCCGCCUGCAGCUCGCCGCUCCACCACCACCGCCAUUUAAUCCCGCCUCGCUGCUUGCAGCAGGCCGGCCGGCAGCUAGCUUGCUAGCUAGCUCCGUCAUCAUUCCUUCCCAGCUCUUUUGUUGUUAUUCGCUCAUCAAUCAUCACUGGCUCGCCAGGCCGGCCAUUCGUCCACCUCCAUCCAGCCGCUACCGGCCGCGCUCUCGAUUGUGUAGAGUGUAGCAUCUGCCGGCGGGCGGCCGUCCGGUAGCUGCCGGCACGAACCAGCCAGGCGGCGGAGUGAUGGCUGCGGCGCCGGCGGCGCCCAGGCCCAAGUCGCCGCCGGCCUCGCCCGACCCCUGCGGCCGCCACCGCCUGCAGCUCGCCGUCGACGCGCUCCACCGGGAGAUCGGCUUCCUCGAGGGUGAAAUAAGUUCUAUUGAGGGGGUCCACGCUGCCUCCAGAUGCUGCAAAGAGGUUGAUGAGUUCGUGGGAAGAAACCCCGAUCCAUUCAUAACGAUUCAGCCAGAGAAACGAAGCAAUGAUCAAUCUCAGCAGUUUCUGAAGAAGUUCAGAGCUAAGAGCUGCCUGAGCUACCUGUCGUGGAUCUGCUGCUGCGGCGGGUGCCCGCCGUUCCAGCUGAAGAUGAGGCCGGGGGCGGCGGCGAGCUGCUCCUGCGGCGGCGCGCAGGUGCGCAAGCUCUGCGCCUCGUGCUGCUCCUGCUGCUGCUGCUGCCGGUGCCGCGUGGUGUGCGCCGGGUGCUGCGGCGGGUGCUGCGCGCCGUGCCCGCGCUGCUCGUGCGACUGCGCCUGCCCGCGGUGCUGCUCGUCGUCGUGCGCCUGCCCCGGCUGCGGCGGCGGCGCGUGCUGCGUCCCGCGCUGCUGCCUGUGCCUAUGAUAUGAUGGCGAUCGGAGAUGAGAGAGUAUUUUUUUUUUUGGUUGCGUGCGCGCGUGCUGCGUUUAGAUCGAUCGAUGCUGCUGCUACCCUGAUGAUGAAUGAGGAUGAUGGGUUCUGAUGCUGAUGGAUAUUGGCAGUCUGCAGUGUGCCUGCUUUUGGUCUAACUAGCUUUCGCGUGUCACGAGUGUUGGUGGUGACUGCAUGUCUUCUGACAAUGCGGCCUGGUCGUGGCAAUGCGCCUGCCCUGCGUGCGUGCCCUGGCAUGACGCUGCCAAGAUGGCCGAGGACUUGAGGACAAGCCGGGACGCCGGUGCACCGCAGUGCAGCAAGGAGAUGGCCGGCCUCUAUGAGCUCCCGGUGCAGCGAGAGCUUUGGGAGGCCGGAGAGGAAGCGAGUUCGUCGGAGUCGGAGUCACUGGGGUCUGCCGCCUGUCGCGCCUCCGCCCCGUGAGAAUCGACAUCGCCGCCGGGGUCCUUUGCUAGGCGGUUAAUUGAGUAAUUGGGCCAUGGUUAUGAUGGGUCCUGACCCUUUGAAACAACAUUGUAACAUGAACCAGAACUGGACCCCCAAAAUGAACCGGAAGCAGGUGAUGCCUUUUUCUCUUU